This is a messenger RNA of Magallana angulata, 2225 nucleotides long. RefSeq lists its product as uncharacterized. Lineage: Eukaryota; Metazoa; Mollusca; Bivalvia; Ostreida; Ostreidae. The transcript is spliced from 4 exons. The record is from RefSeq and is a predicted model, not a curated record. The coding region runs from base 11 to 1288 and encodes 425 amino acids.
CUCGGAUAAAAUGUUUGCGUGUAUAUUCUUCAACGAAGAUGCCAGUCUUAGUGUUGUUGGGAAAAACAACAAGAGUUUAAAACUUGUAAGUGACGACUGGGAACCACGAGGAAAGGUUGAAAUGUACUGGCCAGGAAAAGUCGCGGGACAACGAUCCCUUUAUCAUGGAACCAUAAUCAAAGUUGGGGACGAAGAAAAUUUGAACAAAUUUGCAACACUUGCUUAUUCAAAAAUCUUGAAAAAGCAGAAGGGGCUAAAUGAUGUUCCAGAGGAGCUGUUUUCUUUUGAAAUGAGUUCAGACGAAAGUUUCGAAAAAAGACAUAGGUGUAAAACUAAAAAGAUGCAGGAGUCAGAGGAGCAAGAGGACACGCUGAGUCCCAAAAAGAAGAAGAAGAAAGAUGAUGGAAAAAAGGAAGGUUCCAAGGAAAACAAAGAUGAAGAGAAGGAAAAGAAGAAGGAAAAUUCAUCAAAAAAACAGCCAGAAAAACAAAAAAAAGUGUCCAAAAAACUGGAAGCUCUGCCUGAAGGAUUAAGGACCUUGCAGAACAAAUAUUGCAGCGAUCUCUUUGGUCAAUUUUCUACAUCUGUCCCAGCAACCUUGCCAGAAACUGACGGCAUAUUUUCUGUCUCCAACUUUAACUUGAUUGACCCAGAGAGUACCCUUUCAGAGCCAGCCUUACCAGUGUUAAAGCCCACUGCAUCCAAGACACCUGUUGACCCAAAGAGUACCAAUUCAGAGCCUGCCUUACCAGUGUUAAAGCCCACUGCAUCCAAGACACCUGUUGACCCAGAGAGUACCCCUUCAGAGCUGGCCUUACCAGUGUUAAAGCCCACUGCAUCCAAGACAUCUGUUGAAAAAAGGUCCGUACCAUUGUCAACAUCUGCAUCAUCUCUAACCAUGACAGAUACAUGGGAGGUCUGCAUGAAUGCAGUUAAUGCAACAGCUACAUCAGACCAUGAAUCAAUGCAGUCACUAACGAGGCCUAACAUCUCAGCUUUUUCUCAAGUGCCUAUUCCAUCUGGUGAGGUACUGCAGGUCCUGGAGGGACUAAUGAAACCAGAAGUCCAGCUUUACAUUAGAGACUUAGUCCACUUUGUAAAGCAAAAUAAACCACAGAACUCAUUUGAGAACACCAGUGGUGACCAGCAGAGUUGGGAGCAGACUGGACAUCACCAUGACUUCACCGCACCUUACAGACAAAUUGAGUCUCAUUACAGCAAUCCUGGGGUAUCACUUGUUACUAAUUUUUAUUAUUGGGGUUCUUAUGAGUAUCCUUGGGGUUCCUAGGGGUAUCCUUUGGAUACUUGGAGGUGACCCUUGGAUUCCAGUGAGAUCCCUUCGGUAUUAAUAGCUAUUAAUUUCUAUCAUUGGGGGUACCUUGGGGUGAGCCUUGGAUUUGAAUGAGACCCCUGGAUUUUCAGUGGUUAAUAAUUUCUAUCAUUGGGGUUCGUAGGGGUAUCCUAGGGUUUCCUUGGGGUGUCCUUGGGGUACUAAGAGGUGAUCCGUGAACUCAAAUGAGACCCCUUGGGUAUUAAUAGUUAUUAAUUUCUAUCAUUGGGGUUCCUUGGGGUUAAAUGACUCACCCCCGCCUGUAUAAUAAAAUUUUCCGGCUGAGAUUUCCGUCUUUAAUUCCCCCAUAUUCUCCCCUAGGAGCUUGAUUAGCCUAGUACCCGAGGCCUUCCGAGUGCACUCGGAAGGCCUCGGGUACUAGGCUAGAGCUAGUUAAUAUCAAAAUCCUUAUUGUUUAUGUGUUUGAAAAUAUGGCAUCAAAAUAGUAACACGUCAAUGACCCAGAUCAACGGAGUCUUGGUAAAAUGGGUAGGCAAACCCGGUCCGGGGCAAAAUAAAAGCCGGGGCAGAUCAAUAUUUUUCAAUUUUCUUUGUGAACAAUCAACCAAUCUCAAUGAAAUUUUCAGGAUAUGUCACCAAUCAGUAUAACUGUAUUCGCUCUAAAUAUUUCUGCAAAACAAUGAGUAUUUAGAAAUUUAUCGACGAUUGUUGAUUUCCAAGUUGGUAAAAUGGGUAGGCAAACCCGGGUCGACAUUUUACGGUUUUGUGGACUUAUUUAAGAAAAAAAUGAACAUUUUACGUUCCGUAAUAGCUGCGUGUCUAUGUUAUUCCACAUGGAUAUUAUUUAUGUUAUAUUAAUGUUACUUUUCAUUACAAUAAUUCACAUAAUUAGAGAAUAAAGAUUACAGAUACUGUGCCUUAAUUUUAAUAUUAA